This is a messenger RNA of Macrobrachium nipponense, 1550 nucleotides long. RefSeq names its product triosephosphate isomerase-like. The transcript is spliced from 4 exons. Bases 527 to 1393 code for a protein of 288 amino acids. NCBI's taxonomy places the organism in Eukaryota, Metazoa, Arthropoda, Malacostraca, Decapoda, Palaemonidae. The record is from RefSeq and is a predicted model, not a curated record.
AAGACACACAUUCCCCGUUUUCUUAUCCAGCUGACAGGAAAAAUAGGCAAGGAGAUCUGGUGGGAAUAAGUGUGAGAAAAAAAAGCGAACUGAAAUUUAUAACAAAAGCUUAAAAAAAAAAAAAGUGUACCUCUCAAGACAAGGGGAGAGUUGCCAACUCGUCUCUUUUGUGUCGGUAGAGCCACAGGGGAGUGAAACCACGUGUCAGUCGCAUCCCCGCGGGAGAAUACGAACAGUAAAGGGGGAAAAAAGUGGGAUUUCUGUGCUUGUGAUAGAUUAAAAGGCAUCAAAUAAACUGAUAAGUAAAGGAAAACAUUGCACUUUAAACUUGAUGACUGAAACUGCAAAAUGUGACAACAGAAUUACAAAAAGACAUCAAAAUUUAUUAGAGAAUCGUAAUUUUGUUGCAAUAUUGGUCUAGUCACGCCUCUAGAAGUAAAGAAAUCACGAAAAACAACAUAUAUAAGGUGCCUGUGUAAUUAAGUGAAUAUUAUCUAAAUAAAGUUGUUUUACACUACACAGCAGGAUGACAGCGCUGUCGAGGAAAUUUGUGGUGGUGGCUACCUUACAUAAAGAGCUGAGCCAAGCGAGUAGGACCCAUAUGUUACAAGUCCUGAGAGGCGCUAAUCCAAUGAAUCCCAGUGCAGAUCUCGUCAUUGGAAGCACAAAAGAAGUUGCACACAAACUCCGUCACGAAACUUACUGGAACGGAAGCAUCGCGUUACAAGACUUCUCAGAGGAUUCUCGAGGUGAGAAAGGAAUUGCUGAAAUGAAGAGGUUGGCCCAAUGGGUCGUCCUAGAUGAAUUAGAUACUGACGCCUCUUCCCAGGUUUUCAGGGAUAAAGCUGCCCUUGCACUCGGAAAUGGAUUUAAGGUAACCAUGCGCCUUGGAGUAUUACCAAAUAUGAACAUGGAGGAUAAUGAAGGUGACCUAUUCGACAAAAUACAUCUCUUCAAAGACCUCAUCAAGACGUAUCCUAACCACAUAGCCAUUGCUUUGGAGACGUCUGGUUCCAGCGCCAAAGAGAAAAGCGUUUUUUUAAAAGAGACAAGAAAAACUUUGGCCAAAUUACGUCUCUGGUUACGCCAGAACAUCAACCAAGAAACUGCAGAACAGAUUCAGCUUCUUGUCUCGAUUCCUGAGAAAACUGUGGACUUGAGUGCCCUUGCACAGCUGCCAGAUCUCGACGGCUUCUUUGCCGAGAGUAUUUCAUCGCCCUUCGAAGUGAUUCAGUUGGUUGGUGCUUCCAAGUACUGGACAAAACACUUAUGGAAGAAAUACCUGAGCGUUAAAAGAAGUACGGCUCUCAUUGGUAACAUAAGACAUAAGCAUUUCAAAUCAAAGGUCUUUACUCAGUGUCGCUGCCCCAAGAGAUACAUUUCUAUGCUGUAAAAGCUGAUUAGUUCUUUAUUUUGAAGAGCACUUUUGGGCAGUAUAGUUUCAAAGACAAAUCAGUGAAUGUAACCUUCAUUUGUAAAAAUAAUUCCUGAUACGCCGUAAAAAUGAAAUUGUAACAACUGUUUUGGUGAAUACUAAGUGAAUAAAAUGU